This is a messenger RNA of Mus pahari (shrew mouse), 2031 nucleotides long. It is a transcript of the gene Mus81, whose product is annotated as MUS81 structure-specific endonuclease subunit. Gene Ontology annotation, biological process: DNA catabolic process; mitotic intra-S DNA damage checkpoint signaling; double-strand break repair via break-induced replication. Bases 262 to 1920 code for a protein of 552 amino acids. The transcript has 16 exons. NCBI's taxonomy places the organism in Eukaryota, Metazoa, Chordata, Mammalia, Rodentia, Muridae. Gene Ontology annotation, molecular function: DNA binding; 3'-flap endonuclease activity; crossover junction DNA endonuclease activity. The record is from RefSeq and is a predicted model, not a curated record. Gene Ontology annotation, cellular component: nucleus; Holliday junction resolvase complex.
AAGCUCCGUGGCCUGGGUGGGGCCUGACCAACCUGCUGGUGCCGGCGGCGAAUGGGGGCGGUUCUAAGGGAAAGGCCGAGCAUACCGAACUUAAUAGCCUCUUACUGCAUAGUACAUGGCGAAGGGAAGUCAUUCCUCGAGCUGGUGCCCUGCUAGGUUGGAGAGGCCCUACCCUCAAACAAGUGUUCUUAUAUCAACUGAAUUGUCGCGAUCCUAGUCUCGGGGGCUUUUUGAGACUUCGAAAGAGCCAGUCUAGAUCUCAUGGCGGAGCCGGUCCGCUUGGGCCGGAAGCGUCCGCUGCCUGUUUGCCCCAACCCGCUCUUCCUUCGUUGGCUGACCGAGUGGCGUGACGAGGCAGCCAGCAGAGGGCGCCACACGCGCUUCGUGUUUCAAAAGGCACUGCGCUCUCUCCAACGGUACCCGCUGCCGUUGCGCAGCGGAAAGGAAGCCAAGAUACUCCAGCACUUCGGAGACAGGCUCUGCCGCAUGCUGGACGAAAAGCUGAAGCAGCACCUAGCAUCGGGCGGUGACCAUGCCCCCAGUUCACCAUCUGGAAAGAAGAGAGCCAGUAAAGGGCUGCCUGAUGGAAUCCAGGACUCUUCCAUGCCGGUUCCCACCCAGCCUCAAGCAGGAAGCACCAGCGCUGGCUAUUGGCCAGCUCAGAACUCAGGUGCUCGAGAGAUCCUGCUGCAACUCUACAGGGAGCACCUGGAUUCUGAUGGCCACGGCUUCUUAACCAAAGAGGAGCUGCAGCAGAAGUGUGCGCAGAAGAGCCCCAGGGUAGUGCCUGGAAGUUCGAGACCCUGGCCUGCCCUCCGAGGCCUCCUCCAUAGGAACCUGGUCCUCAGAACGCAUCGGCCAGCCAGGUAUGCACUCACACUGGAGGGUCUGGAGCUGGCCCGGAAGCUGGCUGAGGCAGAAGGCCUGAGCACUGUGCACACUGGCUUUAGACCAGAGGAGCAUCAAGGAGAGGACUCAGCAGUUUCGGGAGCCACCUUGUCAGAACCUGGUACCACCGAGGGGGGUGUCCAGCAGAGAGCUCUGGAGCUAAGGCCUGGCGAGUACAGAGUGCUGUUGUGUGUGGACAUUGGCGAAACCAGAGGGGCAGGACACAGACCAGAAAUGCUCCGAGAGUUACAGAGGCUGCGUGUGCCCCACACAGUACGCAAGCUACACGUUGGGGACUUUGUGUGGGUGGCACAGGAGACCAGGCCCAGAGACCCAGAAAGACCUGGGGAGCUGGUCCUGGACCACAUUGUGGAACGGAAGCGGCUGGAUGACCUAUGCAGCAGCAUCAUUGAUGGCCGCUUUCGGGAGCAGAAGUUCCGCCUGAAGCGCUGUGGCCUGGGGCACCGGGUAUACUUAGUGGAGGAACAUGGGUCUGUCCACAACCUUAGCCUUCCUGAGAGCACCUUGCUGCAGGCUGUCACAAACACCCAGGUCAUUGAUGACUUUUUUGUGAAGCGAACCAUGGAUAUUAAGGAGUCGGCGGGCUACCUGGCGCUUUUGACAAAGGGCCUGGAAAGACUGUACCAGGGCCACACCCUACACAGCCGCCCUUGGGGAAUCCCAGGGGAUGCUGAAUCAGAAGCAAAGCCUUCCACAAACCCUCUCUGCUCACUCCUCACCUUCAGUGACUUCAAUGCAGAAGCUGUCAAGAACAAGGCCCAGUCUGUGCGAGAAGUAUUUGCCCGGCAGCUGAUGCAGGUGCGUGGACUGAGUGGGGAGAAGGCAGCAGCCGUGGUGGAUCGAUACAGCACCCCUGCCAGUCUCCUGGCUGCUUAUGAUGCCUGUGCCACCACGAAGGAGCAGGAGAUGCUUUUGAGCACCAUCAAGUGUGGGCGUCUGCAGAGGAAUCUGGGCCCUGCUCUGAGCAGGACCCUGUACCAGCUGUACUGCAGCCACAGCCCUCUGAGCUGAGCUAUCCCAGGAGACGCUCGCUGCCCAGCACCCAUCUUCAUCUCUACCAAGGCUGGCUAGCCUUUUAACCGAGAUCCCCUGGGCUUUAAUAAAAACCUAGAUGUAUGUAGU